Molecule: messenger RNA, 4221 nt
Organism: Puntigrus tetrazona (Sumatra barb)
Lineage: Eukaryota; Metazoa; Chordata; Actinopteri; Cypriniformes; Cyprinidae
Product: NACHT, LRR and PYD domains-containing protein 12-like
Molecular function (GO): protein binding
Source: RefSeq, a predicted model, not a curated record
ACUAUUCUUCUCCUUUUCAUCCUUUCUAAAAGAAAGCAGGAAGCAGGUUCAUUUCAUUUACAGAAGUGCGCAGUAUUUCAGAGCUGCUGUUCAACACAAGGGAUUCAGAAGAGGAAAUAGAAAGAGCUUUGAAUAUCGUUUGAUAAGACAACCCAAAGAUGACGUCAGAGCAGCUUCUCGCCACACUGCAUACUCUAGACAAAGAAAAACUGAAGAGGUUUAAAUGGCACUUAAAACAAGAUGCUCACGCUUCAGCUGUCAAUCUAGAGAAUUCAGACACUGUUGACACAGUGGAUCUGAUGAUGGCAUGUUGUGGACCAGAAAGAUCUGUGAAGAUCACACUGAACAUCUUGAGAAAGAUGAAACUGAACCAUCUGGCUGACGAUUUAGAGAACAAACUAAAAGCUCCAGCCCAGAUGAGAAGCAGUGCUCAGAUCGGUGUCAGUGUUGAUGUAAACGCUGAAACAGGUGCAUGUGUCAGUGUUCCUGUAUUCACUGGCAACACCAUCACAGGACCAGUGACCAUUUAUGCCUCGCAUGCUGCUGGAAAUGGUAUAUCAGAGAAAAACUCAGAAAAUCAAGAAUUUUUAAGACUGCAAAAGUUCUUGGAAACUCACAAAACCAACAUGAAGAAGAAAGCAAAAUGUAUUUUUGAGGGCAAGAAAGAAAAUAAAGCGCAUCUCAAAGAUGUUUUCACAGAACUAUUCAUCACAGAGGGAGAUAUUGAAGAAGUCAAUCAGGAACACGAGAUUCUGAAGAUUGAUGAGGCUUUCAGGAAGAAAAUAACACAGGGGAAACCAAUCAAAUGCAAUGAUAUGUUCAGCUUAUUGCAGGAAAACAGUGAUAAGAACACCGUGUUGACUAAGGGCAUCGCUGGCAUUGGAAAAACGGUGUCUGUGCAAAAACUUAUCCUGGACUGGGUGUGUAUAGACUGUGUGUUCCUUUUUCCAUUUCGAGAGAUAAACACGUUAAAAGACAGAGAGGUCAAUCUACAUGAGUUUCUACAGGUAUUCUAUCCUAAACUGAAGGAAUUGGAAAAAUCUAUUAAAGUAAAGUUAUACAACAAAUGUAAUCUAUUUAUUUUUGAUGGACUUGACGAGAGUCGACUUCCUUUUAGCUUUAACAGUGGAAUUCUGCCUAAUUGUGAGGAAAAAUCAUCUGUAGAUGUGCUGUUUAUAAAUCUGGUAAAAGGAACAUUGCUUCCAUCAGCUCUUGUCUGGGUGACAUCACGACCAGCAGCAGCCAAUCAGAUCCCUCCUCAGUAUGUGGGUUUGUUCACAGAGGUGCGAGGAUUCACUGACCAACAGAAGGAGGAGUACUUCAGAAAGAGAUUCACAGAUGAGAGUCUGUCCUCCAGAAUCAUCUCACACAUUAAGACGUCUCGUAGUCUCUACAUCAUGUGCCACAUUCCUGUGUUCUGCUGGAUCACAGCCACAGUACUUCAGGAUAUUCUCAUCAAAAACAGUGCAGAGAACAUCAGCACAACACUCACUGAAAUGUACAUUCACUUCCUGCUGAUACAGAUGAACAUGAAGAACCAGAAGUAUGAUGAACAAGAAGAAAGACAAGGCACAAAGCUCUUACUUUUAAAUAGAGAAAUGAUUCUGAAGUUAGCCAAGCUUGCAUUUGAACAGCUGAAGAAAGGAAACAUUGUGUUCUAUGAGAAAGAUUUAGAAGAAUGUGGUAUAGAUGUGAGUAAAGGCACUGAGUUCACAGGAAUGAUCGCUGAGAUCUUUAAGAUGGAAGAUGGACUUCAUGAGACGAAAGUCUUCUCCUUUGUGCAUCUGAGUGUUCAGGAGUUUCUUGCUGCAGUGCAUGUGUUCAUCUGUUACCUGAACAAGGACAUGCAGGAGCUUCAGUUUUUCUUUGACAAGCCAAAAAAAAAUGUUACAUUGCAGGAGCUACUGCAGAAGGUGGUUGAUAAAGCCUUGAAGAGUCAGAGAGGACACCUUGACCUGUUCCUGAGGUUUCUGAUGGGUGUUUCACUGAAAUCUAGUGAAAACCUGCUCCAAGGCCUGAUUACACACACUGAAGACACCACAGAGAGCAUCAAAAAAACAACUAAAUACAUUAAACAAGUACAAAAUGGGUACUUCAUCUCAGAUGAAGCUUCUGUCAAUCUAUUCUACUGCUUGCUUGAGCUCAAAGAUCAUUCAUUAUAUGAGGAAAUCCAGAGUUACCUCAGUUCAAAUGAACAUCCAGGAGAUCUCUCAUCUUCAAUGUGCACAGUGUUGACCUACAUACUACUGAUGUCUGAGAAGGUGCUGGAUGAGUUCAACCCAAAGAGAUUCACAACAUCUUCAAAUUACACCAGACUGGUUUCUGCUGUUAGAUGCUGCCGAAAAGCCCUAUUAAAUGGUUGUGAUCUCUCUGGCCAGCACUGUGAAGUUUUUUGUUCUGCUCUACAAUCAUCAAACUCUCAUCUGAGAGAACUGGAUCUGAACAACAAUCACCUAAAGGAUUUAGGAGUGAAGCUGCUUUCUGCUGGCCUGAAGAGUUCACACUGUCAACUAAACAUACUAAGGCUAUCUGGGUGUAAACUCACAACUCAGUCCUGUGAAAGAUUGUCUUUAGCUCUGCAGUCCUCAAACUCUGUCCUGAGAGAGCUGGACCUAAGUAACAAUGACCUGCAGGAUUCUGGAGUGGAGCAUCUCUCAGAUGCACUGAAGAGCUGUAAGCUGGAGAUACUGAGACUUUCCAUAUGUAAACUCACUGGUCAGUCCUGUGAAAGUUUGUCUUCAUCUCUACAAUCUUCAAACUCUGUCCUGAGAGAGCUGGACCUGAGUAACAAUGAUCUGGAGGACUCUGGAGUGAAGCUGCUUUCGGAUGGACUGAAGAACUGUAAGCUGGAAAUACUGAGAUUUUCUACAUGUAAUCUCACUGCUCAGUCUGUUGAGAGUUUAUCAUUAGCUUUACAGUCAUCACACUCCCAUCUGAAAGAACUGGAUGUAAGUAACAAUGACCUGCAGGAUUCAGGAGUGAAGCUUCUUUCUGAUGGACUGAAGAGUCAAAACUGUAAGCUGGAGAUUCUGAGAUUGUCUGGCUGUAUGGUGACAGAGAAAGGCUGUGGUUAUGUGUCUUCAGCUCUGACUUCAAACCCCUCACACCUGAGAGAGCUGGAUCUGAGCUACAAUCAUCCUGGAGAUUCAGGAGUGAAGAUUCUCUCUGAAAAACUGGAGGAUCCAAACUGCACACUGGCAAAACUCAAUGUGGAUCACGGAGGAGAGAUCAGGAUUACAGCAGGACUACAAAAAUAUGCUUGUUCUCUCACACUGGAUCCAAACACAGCAAACACUCAACUCAUUCUGUCCGAGGAGAACAGAAAGGUGACACAUGUGGAAGAAGAUCAUUAUAUAAUAAGAUUCGAUGCGUGUCAGGUGUUGUGUAGACAGAGUUUGUGUGGACACUAUUACUGGGAGAUCGAGUGGAGUGGAGAUAAUGGUGUGUUUAUAUCGGUGUUGUAUAAGAGCAUUCACAGCUACGGACAGAGUUGUAAGCGUUGGUUUAGACAUGAUGAUCAGUCCUGGAGUUUGAUCUGCUCUCCCUACAGUUACUCAUUCAGACACAAUAACAUAGUGACUGAUCUAAAUGUGAAGCCCAUCAGCAGCAGAACAGAUCUGUUCGAUAAGAUUUUUAGAAUAGCAGUGUUUGUGGACCACAGUGCAGGAACUCUGGCCUUCUACAGCAUCUCUGACACGAUGAGCCUCAUCCAUGCAGUCCACACAACAUUCACUCAACCGCUCUAUGCUGGGUUUAUCGUUUAUCCUGGGUCAUCAGUGGAACUGUGUUGAUGAAUGAGAACAGACUGAGGAGAGAUUCUACCCAUUAUACUUCUACACAUUAUACACAUUAUACUAGAUGUGUGAUAAAUCAGUAGCAGUAAGAUGUCUUGUGUAUGACCUUGCCUGUUUACUCUGACCACUGUCUCUUCGGAUCACACUUGUAUUCCUGUAACCUGUUCGGAUUGAUAUUUGUGUCACGACCAUUGCCUGUAUUAUUGUCUGUGCUAUCUGGAAAUCCCUUGAACUUGUUUGCCGAUCGGACUGCUUAACUGCCUGUUGUAUUUUACUCCUCUCUGAGGGACUGUCCCAAUAAACCUCCAUCAGUCAUCAGCAUCCUCAAAACAAUCAGUCACAAUGCUAUUGUAAUAUGUAAAUUUUACCCAGAUUUGCUCCAAAUGAUUCAUUUAAUAAAGAUAUUUUUCUUAAAUGCCUCUGGAAA